AUGAAUUAAGAAAUUUAUAUCCAAAAACAAUGGUUCAUAAAGAGUCGUGAAGGAAAGAUCGAGGAUUAUUACAUUUUAGAUGAUAAAGUUUUAUUUUCACAUGAUCUAUGUAGGAACUCUCGGCUGGUUAAUUUGGAAAGGUUUUUAAAGCAAAACCCAAAUUAUUGAAGAAUGAUCCUAUGAGAGCUGUGAAAGUGAUACCAAAACGAUUAAUUGAAAAUAAGGAGAGAUUUCUUUAAGAAGUAGAAAUUCUUAGGAAUCUUGAUCAUCCAAAUAUAAUUAAGCUUUAUGAGACAUUUGAAGAUAUUCGAAAUAUUUAUUUAGUCAUGGAGUAUUAUAAUUGAAUCAUCAUAAUUUAGAUUAUGUACAGGUGGAGAAUUAUUUGAUUAAAUUGUUACAGAUGGUUAAUUAAGUGAAAAGGAUGCUUAACAAGUUUUCAUUUAAAUAAUGAGAGCAAUUUCUUAUUGUCAUAGUAAGGGUAUUGCACAUAGAGAUUUAAAACCUGAAAAUUUCUUAUAUUAUGAUGAUAAACCAGGAAGUCUAUUAAAAGUUAUUGAUUUUGGUUUAUCUCGUGUGUUUAGACAAUAAGGUUAGUAAUAAAAAUAAUUGAUGAAAAGUAGAAUUGGUUCGGUAAUAUUCCUAAAAAUCUAUUAUAUAGCCUUAUUAUAUAAGUCCAGAAGUUUUAGAUGGUUAAUAUGAUGAAUUAUGUGAUAUAUGGUCAGCUGGUGUAAUUUUAUUUAUUUUACUCACUGGUAUUCCACCUUUCAAUGGAGAAAAUGAUGGAGAUAUUGUUAAAUAAAUUAAAGCAGGAUAAUUAAAUCAAGACUUAUCUGAAUUUUAAAAUGUCUCUGAUUAAGCUAAAGAUCUUAUCUAAAAGAUGAUUUGUAAACAUUCUUAAAGAUUUAAUUCUUAACAGGUCUUAUAACAUGAAUGGUUACAAAACAUCAAUUAAAAUGAUUCUAAAUUGUGUCUCAAUUUUGAUUCACUAAAGUAAUUCACAUAGCAAAGCAAAUUAAAAAAAGCAUGAUUUUAUUUAUUUAUACUUUUAGAUAGUACUUGCUUAGAUUGCAUCUUAGGUUAGUUUAAUAGAAAUAGAAGAACUUAGUAAAUUGUUUUAAACUUUGGAUAAAGAUGGAAAUGGAUAAUUGAGUUUUGAGGAAUUCAAAAAUGGAUUUAAAGAAAAGAAAAAUGAUUUAUUCUAAUACUUUGAAGCUAUUGAUACAGAUUCAUCUGGAUCAAUCGAUUAUAAUGGUUUUUAUAUAUGAUUUUUUAUAACUAUAGAAUUCAUUGCAGCCAUGAUGGAAAGAUCAUUCUAUUUGAAAUAAGAUAAACUACUAUAAGCUUUUCAUACUUUUGAUUUGGAUAAUGAUGGAAAGAUUACAUCUUUAGAACUCAAAAAAGUACUUGGAGGUUAAUUAUUAUUAUUUCUACUUUAGAUAAUGAUCAUUAUAAUAAGACAGAUCCUAAAUUUUGGGAUACAUUAUUAAAAGAUGGAGACUUUGAUGAAGAUGGUUAAAUUGAUUAUUUAGAAUUUGUUGAAAUGAUGAGUGAUUUAUGA
Messenger RNA from Paramecium sonneborni, 1558 nucleotides. NCBI's taxonomy places the organism in Eukaryota, Ciliophora, Oligohymenophorea, Peniculida, Parameciidae. The record is from the annotation of a GenBank genome assembly.